Molecule: messenger RNA, 1872 nt
Organism: Camellia sinensis
Lineage: Eukaryota; Viridiplantae; Streptophyta; Magnoliopsida; Ericales; Theaceae
Product: putative glucan 1,3-beta-glucosidase A
Biological process (GO): polysaccharide catabolic process; cell migration; actin filament bundle assembly
Cellular component (GO): cytoplasm; actin cytoskeleton
Molecular function (GO): actin filament binding; hydrolase activity, hydrolyzing O-glycosyl compounds
Source: RefSeq, a predicted model, not a curated record
CAAGGAAUGUGUGAGUGAGACCCAUAGACAAAAGAAAAAAAACAGAGAGAGACUAGCACUAGAAAUUGGAGAAGGAUCAAAAUGGCAACAGCACAUUCAACAAGAAGACACACACUCCUAUGCUUUUGUAUCUUCCUCAGUUCUAUACUCUCUCUUUCUCAUGGGAGGCUUACUCCCAAUUUCAAAAUCCGAGCCGUUAAUCUUGGAGGUUGGCUGGUCGCAGAAGGAUGGAUCAAACCAUCUCUCUUCGAUGGCAUUCCAAACAAAGAUUUCUUGGAUGGGACUGGGCUGCAGUUUAAAGCAGUAACGGCUGGAAAAUACCUUUGCGCCGAAACGGGCGGAGGUUCAAUCAUAGUUGCCAACAGGACUGUUGCUUCUAGUUGGGAAACAUUCAAAUUGUGGAGGAUCAAUGAGACGAACUAUCAAUUAAGGGUGUUCAACAAACAAUUUGUGGGAGUAGAUAGUGGUGGAAAUGGGAUCGACAUGGUAGCUAUUGUUGCAGACACUCCGGGUAGAUCCGAAACGUUUGAGAUUGUCAGAAAUUCUAAUGAUUUGAACCGUGUUCGGAUAAAAGCUCCUAAUGGCUUCUUCUUACAGGUAAAGACAGAAAAUCUUGUGACAGCUGAUUCAAAAGGAGAUGGUAGUUGGGGAAAUGACGAUCAAUCUGUUUUCAUCAUUACAAAUACUGGGGGCCUACAUGGUGAAUUCCAAUUGACGAAUGGUUAUGGUCCAGUGAAUGCACCACAAGUUAUGACAGAGCAUUGGAAUACAUUCAUAGUUGAAGAUGACUUCAAUUUCAUAUCAAGCAAUGGAAUAAAUGCAGUAAGAAUUCCUGUAGGGUGGUGGAUAGCCAGUGAUCGAACCCCUCCACAGCCUUAUGUGGGGGGAUCCUUGCAAGCCUUGGAUAAUGCUUUCAUUUGGGCACAAAAAUAUAGAAUUAAUGUCAUUAUUGAUCUACAUGCUGCACCUGGUUCUCAAAAUGGCUACGAGCAUAGCUCUUCUAGAGAUGGGUCUCAAGAAUGGGGGCUAUCGGACCAAAACAUUCAAGAAACAGUAAAUGUUAUAGAUUUUCUGACCUCCAGGUAUGCUAAUAAUCCACGCCUAUAUGCGGUUGAGUUGAUCAAUGAGCCUCUCUCACCCGGAGCAACUCUAGAAAGCCUGAACAAGUACUAUAGAGCUGGUUACAAUGCUGUCCGAAAGUACUCAUCCACAGUUUACGUGAUUAUGUCAAACCGUAUAGCAACUUCUGAUCCAAAAGAAUUCUUCUCUCUUGCAAGUGGCUUAGACGGAUCAGUCAUUGAUAUACAUUACUACAAUCUCUACUCCAGUAACUUUGACAAAAUGAGUGUCCAACAAAACAUUAAUUUCAUCUAUAACAACCGAUUACCAGAGUUGAAUCAACUUACUACAUCUAAUGGACCUCUCACUUUUAUAGGGGAGUGGGUAGCUGAAUGGAAUGUUGAAGGGGCAACAAAAGAGGAUUACCAAAAGUUUGCCAAUGCCCAGUUGGAUGUGUAUGGGAAGGCUUCGUUUGGGUGGGCUUAUUGGACUCUGAAGAAUGUGAACAAUCAUUGGAGUCUGGAAUGGAUGAUCAACGAUCAUUAUAUCAAGCUUUAGAAUGCAUAUAAUCACUUGUCAAUUUGGGCUAUUAAAUGACCAAUAAGCUGUUUGAUUAAUAAGAUCAUUUAUGUAAUAACCGUAUUACCUUGAAAACAUACCAAUAUUAGGCUUGAUAUAGUAAUAAAAAAAGGCAUGAUAUGCCUAGCUUUAUCACUAGUCUGGUCUCUUAUUUUGGUGAACUUGUCCUUUUCAUUUUCCACUAUAAAAGAAAAUUCCUGUCCAAUGUGAUCUAUUUGCUCAACUGAUUGAUUU